This is a messenger RNA of Anopheles cruzii, 659 nucleotides long. It is a transcript of the gene Det, whose product is annotated as baculoviral IAP repeat-containing protein 5.2-B. Bases 62 to 490 code for a protein of 142 amino acids. NCBI's taxonomy places the organism in Eukaryota, Metazoa, Arthropoda, Insecta, Diptera, Culicidae. The record is from RefSeq and is a predicted model, not a curated record. The transcript has 3 exons.
UCCAAGGAUCGUUUGUUGUCGGUGAUUUCAACGGGUUUUGUGCAUCUCUUGCCAUUCAACAAUGGCAGACUCUACGCCCAAUAUUCCAAACAUCUACUUGCUGCAAGAGGAUCGGGAGAAAAGCUUCAAGCAAUGGCCCUACACAGAGGACAAAAAGUGCAGCAUACGAAAGAUGGCCGAAGCCGGAUUCUACUGGCAUGGCACUGACCACGAGAUCGACAUAGCGGCCUGUUUCGUCUGUGGCAAAGAGCUGGACGGUUGGGAGGAAUCGGAUGACCCCUGGACCGAACAUCAGAAGCACGCUCCCCAGUGUGCAUUCGUAAAGUAUGGCCGAGCCGAAACCAAUCUGACGUGCGAAGAAAUGGUCAACCUGAUGAUGGCAGCCCUAAAGAUGAGAGGCCAAAACAACUACACCAGCUUGAAAACCAACACCAAGAUGUUCAUCGAAAAAAAACGGAAAGAAUUAGAAAAACUUUUACGAACUCACUAACAGACAUCGAAACCACACUGAAUGUUAGCGUGUAAGCUAUUCGACAAGACUCUUUUGUAACCUCCAUUUUUGAGGGAUUUUGAACGCGAAUAAAACAUGUCGAACUUUGGAAUGCUCGAGCAACGAUGUGCGAAGUUUAUUCAGCGAUCGCACCGCUGCCCCGAGAACU